AUGCAGGAGGGGCUGCUUUCGGAAAAUCGCUAUUUAAACCGCAAUUCAAUUACAUUUAUAGAACGGCAAAAAGGUCCAAUAUUAACUAUCGCCAUUCUAGCCUCGGAAGAAAGUCAAGAUGAAAAGAAAUGCAUCAAAUACAUUGAAUUUCGUAAUGUAGGGCCUUCAAUUAUAUCCUACUCCUGGCAGAAACUUCCAGAUAGGAAUCCGUUUGAGCUUAAUAGACCUUCAAAGCAGCGAUUCUACUUCGACCAUCGGCCAGGAGCUGUUCUACCAGAUAAGACGAUUCGGCUUCCUAUUACCUUUCAGACGGAUGAGGAAGGAAUAUUCCUGGAGUCUUGGUCCUUCAAUACAGUGCCAAAAUUGCUUCCAGAGCCCUGGCUCAUUCGAGCCACCCUUCGCGGUUUGACUAUGUGGCACAGUAAUCAUCCUUCCAAGACUUGGCUCAAGAAUCCACCUUCUCAUCAGAUCGAGAGCGACGCCACAAUCGCUUGGAUGAGAAGAUUGCUUUGCGAUCUAGUCUCAAACAUACAGUCACCUAUUCGCCUAGUACCGAAGGAAGACAAUUUGCCGGUAGAACUUGUCGCUUUUCAUAGACUCAACCCAAACAUGCACUAUCACUCAAACGUUUUGGAGGAAUUGAAUGUGUCAUAUACUUCACUCUUUACCAACACCAAAGCCAAGACAGCAGGUUCGGCGUUGUUUGAGAAUCAGGAGGAGACUGAAUGCUCCGAGAAUAUUCCGAAGUGGGACUGCUCCCUCAGCUCGAUACGGAAGUUGCUGAUCUCAUCUGGACUUUCCAUCUCAAUCUCCCUCAUGAUCUCGGAGAUACAUUUAUAUCCUUCCUGGUUGAUUGAUUCCACUCGGUUCAAGUCACUAUAUUCUUUUUACUCAAAGCGCUAUUUCUCAUGGUCCGCCAAGAACUUUCGGUAG
Messenger RNA from Protopolystoma xenopodis, 933 nucleotides. The record is from the annotation of a GenBank genome assembly. NCBI's taxonomy places the organism in Eukaryota, Metazoa, Platyhelminthes, Monogenea, Polystomatidea, Polystomatidae.